CUGCAGCGCUGUGAGCGUCAAGGGUUGGCAGCAGCUCCAGGUGUGCAAAACCCGACCCAGGCCCUGGAGCCCUCUCAGCCCGGAAGCCCUCAGGGCAGGACGUCCCCGUGGUGGCUGCGAUUCCUGGUUCCCUUCCUGGAGGUGCAGUCAUCUGAAUCAACACGUCACCGCGCGGCAGCGGCCGCUCCCAGGGCCAGGUGAGCUGAGAGCUCCGGGUAAGAGGGGCAGAGAGCCCCUGUCCUCCCUGAGGCCAUGCUCCGAGUCGGGCUGUUGCCGUACCCCUCGCUCUCGGCGCCUCUGUUCUUUAUCCCCAGGUGGGGAUGACGACGCUCACACGUCGGGGAUGGCGUGGGGACAAAAGGACUGAGCCUGAGCAGGACGCGGCUGCGGACAGGGAGCUGCCUGACGAUGACUCUGACAACUCCAAAGCCCCCCGCCUCACGCUGAUGGAGGAGGUGCUGCUCCUGGGGCUGCAGGACAAGGAGGGCUACCCAUCCUUCUGGAACGACUGCCUGUCCCCUGGUCUGCGCGGCGGCAUCCUCAUCGAGCUGGCACUGCGGGGCCGCAUCCAUCUGGAGCCACUCACAGCCAGGAAGAAGCAGCUGCUGGACAGGAAGGUGCUGCUGAAGUCGGCUGCUCCCACUGGUGAUGUCCUUCUGGAUGAGACCCUCCGGCACAUCAAAGCCUCUGAGUCCACGGAAACGGUGCAGACCUGGAUAGAGCUGCUCACAGGCGAGACCUGGAACCCCUUCAAGCUGCAGUAUCAGCUGCGGAACGUGCGUGAGCGUGUGGCCAAGGGCCUGGUGGAGAAGGGGAUCCUCACCACGGGGAAGCAGAGCUUCCUGCUCUUCGACAUGACCACCCACCCCGUCUGUGACACCACUGAGAAGCAACGCCUGCUGAGGAAGCUGCAGGACAGCGUGUUGGAGCGCUGGACGGGGGACCUGCGCCGCAUGGACCGCAGGCUGCUGGCGCUGCUGGUGCUGGCCCACACCUCGGAUGUGCUGGAGAAGGCUUUGGGCAGCCUGGAGGACACCCAGUAUGAGAUGGCCAUGAGCAGAGCCAAGGAUGUGCUGGAGGCUGAUACGGAGCUUGAGGCAGCCCAGGGCAGAGGGACAGAGGUGAUCUGGGCUGUGCUGGCGGCCUUUAACAGGGCCUAAAUCCUAUGGUGGGCCCACGAGAGGUGGCUGAGGGCUGUGGGUCCACGCGUGGAGCUGCUCCCCUGGGAAGGGCCCUGUGCCCCUUGGGGGCUGCAUGCAGAGCCUCCUCCUCCACCCCGCUGUGUUGGAAUUGGGACCUGGUGCCUUUGUGGCUGCAGGUGCUGGGGGGAGCUCGAGGGUCUCUGUGUCAGAGAGGAAGGGAAAAGUUUACACUGUUUUUUUUUUAUCACUGUUUUGUGUUUUUUUUUCUUCUUCUCCCCCACUUUCCCUCCUGGGCAGUGUGAACGUGUUCCUUUGCAUCCUGCAGCAGUUCCCUCUGUGCUCUGCCUCCAUGGUGGCUCAGCUCCUAUUUUGCGUGGAUUUGGAGGUGGGAGAAGCGGGGGCAGCGCCAGCACUGGGCCUCGCGGCGCUUUGGGAGCAUUGCGGGGGGUGAGGACCUGGGGGGCGCUGGGAGUAAAGGGCGCUACGGGUUCUGCUGUGCUCCUUCUGCCCACCAGGGGGGGCCCGCUUCCAGAGCAGUCCCAGCGCCCAGACUGUGACCACGCCCCUCUUCCCGGACCGCUCUGCCUAUUGGUUCUUCUCACUGUCCAUCAAGCUCAGUAGCUCACACGUUCCCUUGCUUUCUCACUUCCCAUUGGUUCCGACAGCACCACGCAGAGUGGCCAAGCCCGGCCUUUUUCCCCGCCCCCCGCAGCCUCUCAUUGGUCGUGCGUGACGUCACCACG
Molecule: messenger RNA, 1885 nt
Organism: Centrocercus urophasianus (Greater sage-grouse)
Lineage: Eukaryota; Metazoa; Chordata; Aves; Galliformes; Phasianidae
Gene: GOLPH3L
Product: golgi phosphoprotein 3 like
Exons: 4
Coding region: 321-1160 (279 amino acids)
Biological process (GO): Golgi to plasma membrane protein transport; Golgi vesicle budding; retrograde vesicle-mediated transport, Golgi to endoplasmic reticulum
Cellular component (GO): Golgi cisterna; trans-Golgi network; cytosol
Molecular function (GO): phosphatidylinositol-4-phosphate binding
Source: RefSeq, a predicted model, not a curated record